CCGUUUUCUAGGUGUGAAGCUAAGUGAAAAAAAAAAAAUAGUGAAGUGUUACUCCUCGCAAAUUGUUAACUGGUUUCAAGUAUCUCGUAUUAAAAUGGAUUCAGUAAAGGGCAAUUUACCAGAAUCACCUACAUCUCCUUUACCAUUAAAAAAAGAAAUAAGUCCUAAGCCAAAUCAGUUCCAGGUGUCUACAGUAGUCCUCUACGGAGUUCCAAUAGUCUCACUAGUUAUCGAGAAUAGGGAAAGAUUGUGUUUAGCUCAAAUUUCUAACACUCUUCUAAAACAGUUUAGUUACAAUGAGAUCCACAACAGAAGAGUGGCAUUAGGUAUUACAUGUGUGCAAUGUACACCAGUACAAUUAGAAAUCCUUCGUCGAGCUGGCGCUAUGCCUGUUUCUUCUAGAAGAUGUGGUAUGAUUACUCGUCGAGAAGCCGAGCGUCUUUGUAAAAGCUUUCUCGGAGACAAUGCUCCUCCUAGACUCCCUGAUGAUUUUGCCUUUGGAGUGUUUCAUGAAUGCGCUUGGGGUUGUAAAGGAUCAUUCCUGCCUUCUAGAUAUAAUUCUUCGAGAGCCAAAUGUAUCAAAUGUACGAUUUGUGGACUAUUUUUUUCACCAAAUAAGUUUAUUUUUCAUUCUCAUCGAUUGAGCGCUAAUGAUAAAUAUGUUCAGCCCGAUGCAGCCAAUUUCAAUUCGUGGAGAAGGCAUAUGAAAUUGAGCGGAACCCCUCCAGAAGAAAUUGUUCAUGCUUGGGAAGAUGUUAAAGCUAUGUUUAAUGGAGGGACAAGAAAAAGAUUAUUAUCCUCAUCAGUGGUAUCUCAUUCUCUAAAACAAAACAAAAUAGAUCCUCAAAAUCAACCAGUCGUACCAUCUCCAAGGUUAGCCCAUUGCCAAGAUCUUUCUCUCCCAAUUUCUACAGUUGCUAUGGAUCUAAUAUGUCAUAAGCCAAUAAAUUUUUCUUCUUAUUCGUCAUUCUCUUGGCUUAAAAGGAAUCCUAUAAUAUUUCCUCAAGAAAAUCCGUUUUUUUCUAUUGAUAAAUCAUAUCAAUCAGCUUUUAAACCUGUUCAACCUAUAGUAGAGAGCUCUGGCGGAUCACAUAAAUCAGAUGAUAGCGAUAAUGAAGUUGAUAUUGAAACGACGGACGAUAAUGCUGAGGCUGGAUCAAACUGGGAUUUGAAAGAAGAGAAGGAUUGCCCUGAAAGUACCGCAGAAGAAGUUUUGGAAGAGUACAAGAAGCCCAGGCGAAGAAAACCAUACUGGCGGGAUGAAGAAAUCGAGAUGAUUCUCAGAUGA
Molecule: messenger RNA, 1288 nt
Organism: Ceutorhynchus assimilis (cabbage seed weevil)
Lineage: Eukaryota; Metazoa; Arthropoda; Insecta; Coleoptera; Curculionidae
Source: the annotation of a GenBank genome assembly